This is a messenger RNA of Myodes glareolus (Bank vole), 9062 nucleotides long. The record is from RefSeq and is a predicted model, not a curated record. Lineage: Eukaryota; Metazoa; Chordata; Mammalia; Rodentia; Cricetidae.
GGGUUCGGCGUCCGGGAGUCCCGGGUCAAGGUGGUCGCGCGGCGCAGAGUUUGAAGAGCGAGCGGGAGCGGGAGGUGGAGGCCUGGCCGUGGGCGCGCGUCUCCGCACUCGGGCGGGCCGCUGCGGACGGCUGGCACCCGUGCCGCUGGGGAAGAGCGCGUCGGGACUCGAACCACCUAGGGGACUGAAUUGCAACUGCAGAAGCAAUAAAUGACUCUUUAAAGAUGCCACAGGACUGCAGAAAAAUGAAGGGGAACCUAGAAAGGAUGAUGAAGUGAGAAAAAUGUUUUUCCCAAGGACAAGAAGCUUAACAAGGAAAAGAAGCUUUCUGCAAAUAACCGAUAAAGCCACCUUUAGAAGCACUUCUCAGGCCCUCAUGGAAUAGCUGAAAUUUGUACUACAAGGCCCUGCUUGCCUGCUGAUCACCCAGAGUGAUUGUCACCAUGGCCAGUAAGAGGAAGUCCACCACCCCAUGCAUGAUCCCAGUUAAGACCGUGGUGCUACAAGGUGCCAGCACAGAGGUCCAGCCUGUGGAAACUUUGCCUGAAGGUCCCCAGAAGGAUCUUCCCUCAGAGGCCCCUGAUGCCAGCAGCGAGGCAGCCCCAAACUCCAGCAUCACUGAUGGUUCUACCCUGGCAAAUGGGCACCGGAGCACUUUGGAUGGUUAUGUGUAUUCCUGUAAAGACUGUGACUUCAGGUCCCAGGACAUGACUCAGUUUGUAGGGCAUAUGAACUCAGAGCACACAGACUUUAAUAAAGACCCACAUUUUAUAUGUACAGGGUGCAGUUUCCUGGCAAAAACCCCUGAGGGGCUUUCCUUACACAAUGCCAAGUGUCACUCAGGGGAAGCCAGCUUUUUGUGGAAUGUGACCAGGCCAGACAAUCAUGUAGUGGUGGAACAAAAUGUCCCUGAGAACACUAGCACAUCUGACCUAGCUGGUGAGUCUACUACUGAUGGGACUGAUGGACAGGCUGAAAUCAUUAUUACCAAGACACCAAUCAUGAAGAUAAUGAAAGGCAAAGCUGAAGCCAAGAAAAUUCAUAUGCUUAAAGAAAACGCUCCCAAUCAGCCUGUGGGUGAGGCCUUGCCAAAGCCAUUGGCUGGGGAGGCAGAGGUUAAAGAGGGGGACCACACUUUCACCAAUGGGGCGGCUCCAGUCAGUCAGGCACCUGCUAGCUCCUCAAAGCCCACACAUGCUGCCAAUGGGCCCCUGAUAGGAACGGUGCCAGUACUGCCAGCUGGUAUAGCACAAUUCCUGUCCCUCCAGCAGCAGCCCCCAGUGCAUGCCCAGCACCAUACCCACCAGCCCCUGCCCACAUCCAAGGCCCUUCCGAAGGUCAUGAUCCCCCUGAGCAGCAUCCCGACAUAUAAUGCAGCUAUGGACUCCAACAGCUUUCUGAAAAACUCCUUCCACAAAUUCCCCUACCCAACCAAAGCUGAGCUCUGCUACUUGACUGUAGUGACCAAGUAUCCAGAAGAACAGCUUAAGAUCUGGUUCACAGCCCAGAGGCUGAAGCAGGGAAUCAGCUGGUCUCCUGAGGAGAUUGAAGAUGCCCGGAAAAAGAUGUUCAAUACAGUCAUCCAGUCUGUGCCUCAACCCACUAUCACAGUGCUAAACACCCCCCUUGUUGCCAGUACUGGCAAUGUACAGCAUCUCAUCCAGGCCACUCUCCCAGGCCAUGUUGUGGGACAGCCAGAGGGCACAGCAGGGGGCCUCCUGGUCACUCAGCCAUUGAUGGCCAAUGGGUUACAAGCAUCAAGCUCGUCUCUCCCUCUGACAACUGCAUCUGUUCCCAAGCCAACUGUGGCACCCAUCAACACCGUGUGUUCAAAUACAGCAUCAGCUGUAAAGGUAGUCAAUGCAGCCCAGUCACUUCUCACAGCAUGCCCCAGCAUAACUUCCCAAGCCUUCCUUGAUGCAAGCAUCUACAAAAACAAGAAGUCUCAUGAACAGCUGUCAGCUCUGAAAGGAAGCUUCUGUCGGAACCAGUUCCCUGGGCAGAGUGAAGUAGAGCACCUGACCAAAGUGACAGGUCUCAGUACCAGAGAGGUGCGGAAGUGGUUCAGUGACCGGAGAUACCACUGCCGGAACCUGAAGGGCUCUAGGGCCAUGAUGCCUGGAGAGCAUGGCCCUGUUCUCAUUGACUCUGUGCCAGAGGUGCCCUUUUCCCUGUCAUCCAAAGUUCCGGAAGUGACCUGUAUCCCAACAGCAACCUCACUAGCAAGCCACCCUGCCACCAAACGACAAUCUUGGCACCAGACCCCAGACUUCACGCCAACCAAAUACAAAGAGAGAGCCCCAGAGCAGCUGCGAGUCCUGGAAAGUAGCUUUGCACAAAACCCGCUUCCCCCUGAGGAGGAGCUGGACCGCCUGAGAAGUGAAACCAAAAUGACCCGAAGGGAAAUUGAUGGCUGGUUCUCAGAGAGACGGAAAAAAGUAAAUGCUGAGGAGACCAAGAAGACUGAUGGGCAGGUACCUCAGGAGGAGGAGGGUGCUGAAAAUGAGGGUGGAGAUGAAGAGUUGGCCAGUGAGCUGAGGGUUCCUGGUGAAAAUGGCUCUCCUGAAAUGUUUCUUAGCCAUACCUUGGCAGAAAGGAAGGUCAGCCCCAUCAAAAUCAACCUCAAGAACCUGCGGGUCACUGAAGCCAGUGGCAAGAAUGAGCUUCCAGGGCUGGGUGUCUGUGAGCCUGAGGAAGAUGGCUUAAACAAGCUAGUAGAACAGCCACCAGGCAAAGUGAGCUACAAAAAGACAGCACAGCAACGCCACUUGCUACGGCAGCUCUUUGUCCAGACACAGUGGCCAAGCAACCAGGACUAUGACUCUAUCAUGGCCCAAACAGGGCUGCCCCGGCCAGAGGUGGUACGCUGGUUCGGAGAUAGCAGGUAUGCCCUGAAGAAUGGCCAGCUCAAGUGGUACGAAGACUACAAGAGGGGCAACUUCCCACCAGGUCUGCUCAUCAUUGCCCCUGGCAACCGAGAGCUGCUGCAAGAUUAUUACAUGACACACAAGAUGCUGUGUGAGGAAGACUUGCAGACCCUCUGUGACAAGACCCAGAUGAGUGCCCAGCAGGUCAAGCAAUGGUUUGCUGAGAAAAUGGGUGAAGAGACCCGGGCUGUGGCAGAUACAAGCAGUGAGGACAAGGGCCCUGGAACUGGAGAGCCUGUGGCAGUUCAUAGAGUGCUGGGUGAUGCCUAUUCAGAGAUGUCUGAGAACAGUGAAUCAUGGGAGCCAAGUGCUCCUGAGGCCAGCUCAGAGCUCUUUGACACUUCAAGUCCCCAGACUGGACGUCAGCUCGAAACAGACUGAAUUUGUUCUGAUUACUGUGAAGAACCGACCAGUCUGGGAUGCUGUCUACCAUGUGGAAGGGCCAAAUCUGCCGUGCAUCAUUUUGAUGGCCAGCUGCCAGGCACCCAAGAGAGACUUUGGAGGCCUCACUGAGCCUGGAACCUGCCGCUGCCCUAACCAUCCUCUGCCUGACACUUCUAAGCAAGUAGCAAGGGGUUCUCAUCAGCCCAUCCUCCCACUGUGCAGGACCUCUCCUUUGCCUCCCGGAGACAAAGCAGUUCAGAUUACAUAGACCUAGAAUCAAGUUUUUAGCAUAUACAGCUGCCUAUAUACAUUUAAUAAAUCAUCCAACUACAGACACUCUCAAUCCACAGGAACUCGGGUUAGCAAAGCAGUACAGCUCUAACAAUGCCAUGUCCGUUCUCUGGGAAGCUGAGACCAUAGGGGUCCACAUCUUCUGUAAGGAGCAGGAGUUACGGGUGUGCUCAGAACUGCUUGAGGCCCAGUCCUUCUUGCCUUCUCAAGGGAACAGAACUGUUGAAGAGACCCGCAACAUUGAGUGGAGGCAAGCCACAUUUCAUGCAAGGCUUGCCUGUGUUCUGGUUGAUAGAGCCUACUGUUAUCCUCAGUUCUGAAAACAGCCCAGCUAUGAGAUUACUACUGGAUGCUUAUCACUCUCGUUAGUUAACUGCAAUUCUGAUUUUUCAUGGCGCUUGAAUCAUGGACCAACUUCUCCAUUAUCAGAUCAGCUAAAGAGGCCAUUUUUGUAGAGCCUAGAGUACUGACCUGUAUGCUCCCUUCAGCCCUUCAAUUCAGACUCCUUUAGAGAAAAAGGAAAGUGGGCAGGGUAGAGCCAGUUGCUGUGGCUUUGGUCACCAUAGUGCUCUCAAUGCCUCCUGCGGGUCAGAAGGAAGUACACUCUGGCUGGUAGGAAGAGUGAGGCUGAAGUGUGUGGGAGUUUUUAAAUGACUAGAGCUGGAGUGGUCUUGAAAACAAAGACCUGCCACACACCAAGGGCCUGACCAACUACUGGUUUCGUGAUCCAGAGGUGCUGGACAUCACUGGAUAGGUUCCUGUGAGGUGUUUUUAAAGUUUUAAAUUUAUAUUCCCAACCUGGGAAACAAGAAUUUACUUUUGCCUAAGCCUUGUGUCCUUUGGAUUAAAAUCACAAGAAAAGGUGCCUUUGAAACAAUGGAAAACUUUGCUUAUGGAGCUGUGCUAAAUAUUAAAGCUUCCGUGUCUCCAAGGCUGGCUUCUCCAAGAGCAGUGGAUAAAGCAGGGCAGGGGAGAGACAAAGAUAACAAACAGGAUGUGUUAUCCAUGACCCCACUUACCUCUUGGAAACUCCACCAGUAGAGCCACAGGCAGGGCAAGAAUUUUGACCAAGAAACAGCGGUUAACUUCUAGGUGUUGUCUUGGCUCCCCUCACAGGGAGCAGUAGGCUUUGCGUAGUCUGAGACAAGCAUGGCGGCCUUCAGCCUUCUAGGAAAGAGGGCUUUCUCUGGAACCCAGAGCCCUGGAACCAUUAUAAGAUGUUUCUCUUGCCUUUCCUGUCCCCAUAGGGAUGACCUCACAUUUGUCUCAGAGUGGGGUUUUUUUGACUACUUGGCAAGUUUUGCAGUCUAUUUUUGUAUCCUUUCCGUUUGGGGGGAGAAAUUAUUUGGCCCCAAACCUCGAGGAAUUGGAAAGAAUGGUGAGUGACUGCUUUCCUUCAGAGAACAGACAUCUGAAAGUUUUCCUUCAGUGUUUGUUUACGUGCAGAUCGGCAUAUCCACAUAUACAGUACACAUACUUAUUUGAUACUUACACAAACACAUCUCAUAUACACAUGAGUUUCAUGUGGAUGCCCAAGGGGGAAGCAGCCUAUGUGUGAAGAGAUGACAAUACACUGGGCAGCUGGAGCAGCCGAGGAAGCCAUCUUGUCUAAGAAAGCACCUGUGUCUCACCUGAGCCCAGAUGCCUGCUGGCUUCACCUAUACAGCCCUGCUGCACUAGCUGAAUGGUAGAGUCUAUGAAAAGGUCUGAACAAUUGACAAGGAACAUAAAAAUUAAAUUACUUGGUGGACACUAUGCUGGACACAGAUAGCAGCCUGGACUAGAGCACCAGGCAGUCAUCUGGAUGGGAAGUUGCAGUAACACUGGCCCAGCAUACCUUUCUCAGAGCUGGUGAUGGCAAGACUGCCCAGGUAAGAAACAAAACAGAUGAAAUGGACCUUGUUUCUUCCUUUGCUUUGGGAUGGGGGAGGGAAGUUGUGGCUUGGACCUUAUGUUGGUAGGUAAUUAUGAGGAGGUAGGUGGUCAUGGAGCAGGUGCUUCAGAGAAGAGCUCUCUGGGCACCAAGCAGGAGUGCACUGACAGAGAAGGAGGGUGUAAGCUGGCGGCUACCAGGUCUGUGGCUGCUAUGUGAUAGAUCACAGUGGCCUUGUACAGAGGUGGGAUGGGAUGUGCUUCUCCUGACAAAGCUUGCACUGUCAGAUGAGUCUUGCCACAUCAUUUGCAUUCACCAUUCACUUGGACUUACCAGAGGCAGUAAACGCUAAGUGUUCUUUGUUGUCUGUAUUAUGUUUUAUUUUUUUCUACUUACACAGGGUUGUAAGAUCAGUUUUAAACCACAUCCCAUUCUAACAGAAAUCUGAACUAUAGGUUUUGUAUAUUAUUUGAUCCAAAUAUUUUUUGAUCAUAGAGAUUUUUCUUUUGGGAAUUGGGUGUGUCAACGUGGGAAGCCCUUUCCCUGGGUGGCUUGCCAGCACUUUGAGGACACUAGUGACUGCUCUUUUACUUUUCUCUUGGCUGAGUGGUAGCAGCUUUCAGGUGAACAGAAUACCUUAGCCUGAGGCAUCCCUCCCUCUGGAAGCAGAAUAAUUGAGUGAGACCCAGUAGAUAUCUGCCUGUGCCCUCCAGUCUGUUCCCAUCUGACCUUAAAUGUCUCCUACCAGGAAGCUUAGCACUCUCCAGGCCCAGAUAGCUCUCAGAAAGUUUACUUACUCUGUCAGUAGCUAAUGCCACACCUGUGCCCCUUCCUCCCUGUUGGCUCUAGGACACCUGUCACACAACUGCCUUGUGUGGAGCAUGGGAGGCAGCCUUUCUGGUUAGAGUCUCUUGUAUUGUCCCCCAGGGGACUGUUAAGUUAUCCCUGUCUUGAGCCAUUGCCUUUCAUUUUCCUAGUCACUGUAUGGACCAAAAUCCUCAGAUUGGAGCAGCUCAAGUCAGUUCGGAAAUGAGCUAAGAAGAAAAUCCUAAAACAAAACUUAGAAUCUGUGUUUUUCCUAAAGCUCCCACCUUUACUGGCUGUUUCCCAGAGAAGAUUGUUGGUUCCAUCCAUCUUUGCGUAGGAAUUUAUAUGGAAUUCAUUCGCAAGGCUCAUCUGUCUGAAAGUCUUCUAGAUACACAAAGAUCUUUGGUUAGCUCAUCCUGGCCAAGGUUUAGCAAGGUGCCUGGUUUUCCUUACUCCAGACUGGAACCACCCCCUCUUUAGCAUCCCUAACUUAACUCCCUGUUCUUUUUCUCAAGAGCACACUGCUCACCACCAUCCUUCCCAGACCUUUAGGGGGUGAUUUCCAUGUGUUCUAGCACUGGAGCCCACAGGUUUUCUCUAAGCAUAGCCCUUUCCUAGACUUCAACCUGAAUUAGCCACACUGCAGUUUGUUCUGCCUUGGUUCAGUGGAGCAGGCAAAUGACUGCACAGUAUACUCCAGGGCUCAUGAGGCUGCUGGGCCUUCAGUGGAACAGCCGGGUUUGGCAUUGACUGAGUGGUGUGACAGAACUGAUCAGAUUACUCGCUGUUUUGAUCACGACCUGGGUUUUCAGAAGGAAUCCAAAUGAAACUGAGUACUCAGGAUCCAUUUUUGCUGCAGUCUGUGUUCCUAGUGCCUGGCCACUAAGGGUGGCUGUGUGGAGUGACAAACCUAGGUGCACUCAGAGCCCAGAACCUGCACUUGGUCAUGAAGCUCACUGGGUCUAUGGUCUUAGGACUGAGAACCUGCUUUGGGGUGUGAAUGCUUGUCAACACUAGCCAGCAAUCCUAUGGAUCCAGACCUCUAGACUUGAAAAAUACAGGUUUUUCUAGCUCAGGUCUAGUAGGAACACCUCUUCUCAAGCCCUCUGAAGUCUGGAGCAAGGGUAGAAAUGAGACUAAGGCAGACCCCGGUUGCCGAAGGACUGAAAUAAGUACCUGCUUCCUUUGGUUCUGUCUCUUAUAUGGAUUGCAGGGCUGAAUGGGUUCAGUAUAGUUACUGCUCUGUUGUCUCUGCCCUCCUUGAGCUAGACCUUGCUCUUACUCUGGCAGGAACCAGGCAGAACAGGGAGAAAACAGCUAGCUAUUUGGCAGGGACUGUUGGCUGCAUGAUGUCUUCCUGCUGUUUAUAAGGGUGGGCGGAUGGCAAGUCAGGACACCCAACAGGGACCUGCACAUUUACCUGCUAUCAGUGCCUCUUUUGUCAAGAGAGCGGUGUACUGCACACAUAGAUGGGCACCUGUGUGUUAAUAGCUUUUCUUGGCCAAUGUCUUUUGACACGUAUUCCCUUCUAUGGAAGGUGGGUGAUUUAGAAUUACUCUAUACAAGUGGAGUUGAAGGUAAAAUGUCUAUGAUAAAGCCUGCUCAGACACUGAAUAUAGAAAGGGUUGCCAGUGCUUGAUCCUUCCCAAGCAAGUCCCCGAAAAGACAUUUCCAUCCAGUGAAAAUCUAUUAUAAAGUGGUCCCUGUUAACCCGCAGUUUGUGCUUAGAGAUCUUGUCCCUAGCUCCUGCCCACACAGCUUAGUCUUGUUCAUGUGGCUUUGUUAGCUCAGGGUCAGGGCUCCAUGUGAGGAGGUUGGCCGCAGUGAGAGCCAGCAGAGUUCCAGCGUGAGUUGGGUUGCUCCUUGUGGAAUUGGGUGGGCCGAGGGCAGCAGUGGUCACUAGGGCAGAGAUCUCUUGCCCAUGCUUCUGAGUAGCCUGCUUUGUUCAGUUUUGCCAGGAAGGUCAGACUGUGUCAUAAUGUUAUUAAACAGAGAAAACUGGCCAACCUUUCUCUGGCCCCUGCUGACUAUUGUUCUUUGAGUUGUUCUAACACAGCCCUUGGGGAAGUUGGGGAGGCUGCCAAGGACCUGCAGACUCCUUGCUGACAAUGUCCUGGUUCCUGGUCCUCCAGCACCUGCUUUAUGUUCUGAUCUCAGUGUGGAUGGCUUUGUCCUCAGGGGCCAUACUGCUGAGAACUGUGACUGGGGGAUGACUUAACAGUCUGCCUUUGGUCUGCUUCCUGUCUCCCAGGAACAGCUGAAGUGAUCACCCUGGUGCUAAUCAAGAGUCACCUGCUACUGUGACCAGCUAUGAGAGGAAAUUGAGAAAUAGCUUGUCUGUCACAUAGGCCUUUGUGGAGUGGGAAUUUUCUGUGUGGCCCUGGCUGGUCUGAAACUCACUUUGUAGACCAGACUGGCCUUAGACUUGGACAUUCUUCUUGCCUCUGCCUCCCAAGCACUGAGUUACAGGCAGGCAUGGGCCACACCUUGCUGGAAUGUGGGAAUCCUUUACCCUGAGAAACAUCUGAAUAGAAAGACGGCCUUGGCCUUUGGUGUGGGCUGUGUGUGGUGGGAGGUGUGUGGCUGACCUCCACAUAAGGUCCCCCAUGGGGAUGCUGCUAUUUCUAAGAUGCAAAUUGCACAUUUCUUAGAUUUUGUAUCUGCAAAUUUGGAUAAGGGAUGGGAUGAGGGGCAAAACUGCUUAUGUAGUUUGAAAUUGGCCUCAGUGGUACUUCCAAUCUUUUGACUGUUCCUAAAUAAAAAUGUACAGACAUUUCUUA